GCCAGAAAAUUCUAUGAGCAUACGAGUGGGAUCUAAUCAUGCUACCAGUGGCGGUGUCUUACACUAUAUCUCCUGGAAGAAAGUUCAUCGAAAAUACAGGGACGGAUAUCAAGAUUUUGACGUGGGUGUGAUUAAUGUGACAACACCAUUCGAAUUUGGGAAGUUGGUGCAGCCAGUGGCACUUGUUGCCCCAGCAUCAGAUCUACCCGUGGGUGCUAUGGGCGUUGUAACUGGUUGGGGACGGACACAGGAAUGGUCAUCACAAUCGUCACAUAAUCUCCGUAAGGUGGAAGUGCCAAUUCUAUCCUAUCGUGACUGCAAAGAAGCAUAUGGCUUACUGAUAACUAAGACGAUGUUCUGCGCUGGAUAUCUAACAGGAGAACGAGAUGCGUGUGUAGGCGAUUCUGGCGGCGCUCUUGUGGUUAAAAAAACCCAGUUUGGCAUCAUCUCUUGGGGAGUUGGCUGUGCUAGACCGCACUGCCCUGGCGUGUACACACACAUCGCAGUGGUGCGCAGUUGGAUAACUGAAAUGACCGGCGUG
Gryllus bimaculatus (two-spotted cricket) is the source of this 541-nucleotide messenger RNA. The record is from the annotation of a GenBank genome assembly. NCBI's taxonomy places the organism in Eukaryota, Metazoa, Arthropoda, Insecta, Orthoptera, Gryllidae.